GGUGACUGAGUGGUGGGUUGGCGCAGUGCGCACGCGCACUGGGCGCGAGGACCUGGCCGGCAGGUUGCUGUUGGUGGGUCGGCUGCGAGAAGCCACGCGGGCGUUGUCGGCAGCCGCCAGUGCCGUUGUUUUAAUUUGGGGGGGCGGUGGGGAAGGAAGGAAGACGGGCUGUUGCUUGAUGGGUGGGGCUGUUGGCGUGGUGAGGGCGCGCGAGUGGGUCGAACGCGGGGCCGAUUAAGCAGCCUCCAUGAAGCUGCUGCUGCUGCUGCUGCCGCCGCCGCUGCUCGGCUGGAGAGGAUCUGCGGGGGCUGCGUGCGAAGCUGGGCUGCGCCUCGGCAGCCAACAAUAAGCCUUGAGCGGCGCGGCCGGCGGGCAGCAGCCGCAGUGGGCUUCGAAGUCUCCGGGGCGCUUCAGGCAGCGGCGUCGAACCGCCUCCCGCGCUUGGUUCCUCGCCGAGACUCGGCGGCGGCAUUUGGCUCUGGCGUGUCUCUCAAGCAAGCAAAAGCGACCUCUCCGCUCACCUCCUUCUCCCUCUUCUCUCCGGCGCGGUCCCUUCCCUAGUGCAGCCCCGAAGGGACGAAGCCCCGCCGGAGUCUGCUGCGCCUCUCCGCCUUCCUCGUCUUCCGUCUCCUUGGCUGAAAUUCCGGGAAAGCCCCCGCCUGGAGAGCGGCGGGCAGGGAAGCAGGCCCAGAACAGUAGAUGCCGCGUCCCUGACCUCGGAAAUCCGGAGUCCAGAACUGGUGGUCGGCCUCUUGAGGGCUGGCUUUAAACCUUUUGGAUACAAGUGUUUCUCUCCGCUUUCCCCUUAAAUAAAUAAGCUGUUGCCUCGUCUUUCUGCCAGCUGCAGCACCACUCUUGAGUAUAUCCAGGCUUUUUCCGUACGAUUUGUUUCUACCUUUUUAUAUAUACAGAAAGAUUUUUAUUUCAGCCAUAUUAAGCUUCUUCAACAGAUGAAUGGAUAGAAAGGGCCAGACACCCAGGAUCGCGCUCUCGCCUCCCUUUUGGUUAUAAUCUCUUUUGGCUGUGGCAUGGAAUAACUGAUAUGUUUGUGUGCCUAAACACAAAUUACUUGUUUAGUAGAGUAUUUGAAGAUAAAAACUGACAACACUUUUUUUUAAAAAAGGGCUGAAAAUGAUCCCAAAGUGGGUUUUGCCUUAUUGGAACUAUUUACCUUCUGUGCCCAUUUUGGUCCUGUUUAAUUGCUGUGCUUUCCUAGCUAGUGCAGAUAAUGCUAAUCAAGCAUAUUAUACAGCCCUCAUAAAUGUGACUGUAUUGAAUCCUGAGCGUUCAACGCAUACAUUGCUAGUAGUGGAUCGUGGACGCUAUGGACAGGAUUCUCCCAAAGUAGCGGUCAAAGGCCUCCUUCUGGCGCCUUUGCCAAUCAAUGGAGUUGCAGAUCGCUUAGGCUGUGAUCCACGAACACGGUUUCAAGUUCCUCCAAACACCAAACAGUGGAUUGCCCUGCUGCAGCGAGGAAAUUGUACUUUUAGACAAAAAAUACUGCGGGCAGCUUUUCAUAAUGCUUCAGCUGUGGUAAUCUACAACAAUGUGUCCGGCGAAGAGCCUGUCCUUAUGACCCAUCAAGGAACUGGAGACAUUGUGACUGUCAUGAUCACAGAAACAAAGGUUAAGGAGAUCCUGAAUUAUUUAGAAAAAAACAUGUCUGUCCUAAUUGCAAUAGCAGUUGGAACUCGCUAUCAAACCAAAAACUAUAAUCGUAGCUCUCUCGUCUUUGUAUCAAUAUCAUUUAUAGUUCUGAUGAUAAUUUCUUCAGCGUGGUUAAUAUUUUACUUCAUCCAGAAGAUCAGAUAUACAAGUGCACGUGAUCGAAACCAGCGUCGUCUUGGAGAUGCUGCCAAGAAAGCUGUUGGCAAACUGACGACGAGGACUGUGAAGAAGGGUGAUAAGGAAACAGACCCAGACUUUGAUCAUUGUGCUGUCUGCAUUGAAAGUUACAAACAGAAUGACGUGGUCCGUAUACUCCCAUGCAAGCAUGUUUUCCACAAAACCUGUGUGGAUCCAUGGCUGAGUGAACACUGUACCUGUCCUAUGUGUAAGCUGAACAUUUUGAAGGCCCUGGGAAUUGUGACAAAUGUGCCAUGUGCUGACAAUAUGGCCUUUGACAUGGAAAGGCUUGCUAGAGGCCAGCUAGGCAACAGGCGAUCUGUACUUGGUGACCUUACCAGUGACAGCUCACUCAGUCUUGAACCUCUGCGUACCUCUGGAAUAUCACAAUUUCCACAGGAUGGGGAGCUGACUCCAAGGACAGGAGAGAUCAACAUUGCUGUAACUAGUGGCCAUUUCUUUCACCGUAAUUCUCUCUCCCCUCGGAGCCUGGUCUAUGAGAAUGACUUCUCUUCCAUUGAGCCUGUCUUGGACAUGUAUGAUGAAAAUAAGACCUGAAGGGGAUCUGCAUUCUUCCUGCUUUGCUCUCUUUCCCUUUUCCUUUUUCCGUUUUCUCAUUCCUAUUGUUGUGUACUCCUUCCAUGGGUGUCCUUUGUCUGAAGAAGAGCUGCCUUUUUCAGAACAUAUGCCUGGCUGCCAGGCUGCAAAGGUGAAGCUCAGCUGAGGCAAUAUCCGAGGACGACAUCUGUGAAUGAAUGAAGUAUGUGCACAAAGUCGGCUGUUGGAGGUUGCCGAGUUACAAAGUUGUCAUUAGAAGUGCCAGCGUGAUGGUGUCAGUAUGCUAGAGGUUUUGCCCUACUCAGUUUUAAUUUAUACAAGUCACCUCUCUGGAGUAGGCACAUGGUAUUUCUAUUUUUAAACAAAAAUUGCAGUGUUUGCCAGCUUAGUUGCCUGCUGGAGAAGGUUGCAGAAUACUGCCUGAAGUACUCCAGUUACUCUUCAUUCUGCCCUUAAUCUUACAUUGAACAUCCCCAUUCCAAAGGGAUCUAUGAGAAAUGUGACGUUCCAGUUUACAAUUUCAGUGGCUUGAUGACAAAACAAGCCAACAUUAUAGCAGUGUUGACAGCCUGCAGCAUCAGUUCAAGACUUUGGGUGGGGGGAGACCCCCACUUGGUUGCUGAGGAUAAAUAUGGACAAAAACUGCUUAGAAAAAAUGCAAAAAACAAAAAACAAACCCACUCCAAAACAGCCAUUUUUCCAGCCUUCCUACUGAAGGAAUUUCUGACUUUAAGAUGCUGCUGAUAUUUAUAAAAUCCUUAUUUGACCUUUAGAUUAUUAAGACUUCUUCAAUAUCCAGGAAUCAAAAAUAGGUUAUGCUUGGUUUUUAGACUAUGUUCUUUUUCACUCUGAUUUUUUUAAAAAAUCGUAUGUAGUGUUACAUACUGAAAUAGCUAGAAGCUUCCGUCCUACAUGUUUUUACCUGAGAGAACUCUAAUGAAACAACAAACACUUUUCUGAAGCUACGCCUUUUCCAGAAGACAUCAAUAUAUUAUGAAUACAGAAAGGAGGGCAAAGGCAGCUGCUAUGUACUCUGACAUCCAGGAGAAAAUACAUUUUUUACUAUAAUGGGACAGAAACUGUAGGAAAUAAACUUCUUAAUUGAUGCAAAAAUGAACAGCUAAAGGAAUAAACUAUAUGAUGUUUUUAAAGCACUCAACAACAACAACAACAAAUGCUUAAGCAAAAAAAAAUCAGAUAUGAACCACAAGAUUGUGCAUUUAAUGUAGUUUUUCCUACUGAAUGCUGCAUAAUUAACAAUUGACAAAUGUCAUUUUUCCCCAUUUCAAAUCUGAGCUGCUGUAGAAAUAGAUAUGGUAUCCUUAUAGUGUGAACACAAGCUUAAUUCUCUAGGAAUCUUCUUAAAGAGACAGAAGAACAAAGGUAAGGAAUGUUGAGUGGUUGUCUUGUUGAUUUAGGCAGCUUAAGUUGUAUGCAAGCUUAAGCUCUCUACAUAGGUCUUGUAUUUUUCUACAGAACCUAGUAUUUCUCUAUCCUGCUCUGGAAUGCAGUGACGCUGUGACAUUAAUGCACAGGCUUGAAACUAGCUUUGUAAAGCUAAGUGAUCCUUUGUUAGCAGGAAUGUUUAGUUGGUGGUGCUGAGAUGGCCAUAUUUUCUCUGAUCAUUCUUGACUGGGUGAUGCAGACCUUAAGGACUUAGCCCUGGCAGCCUUCUCUUUGUUAUAUGUGUCAGGUAAGUUUUAAUGUACUCCACUAUUCAUGAGGCAUUCUAAACAAAAUCUUUUAAAAGCACAGUAUUGAAGUAUUGUGAAUGAAGAUGGGAAGAUUUGGUGGAGAAAGUCACUGGUGUUAUUUGACUACUAUCACAGUUAGUGACUAGAGUGAGAUUACUUGAGUGAACACAAAAAUCCAGCAUCAUUUUUUCUUUUCUUUUUAAAACUGCCAAGAUGUAGGUAGACUUCUCUGUUGGUAAGAGGGAAUCUUGUUAAAGAGGUGUCUUUUUCAUGCAAAGUGCUCUCUUAUGGCAAGUGUUUUGUGCAUGGCUAGUACCCAGAUGGGAAAAGCCUACAACAGAUUCAACCCCUCCCACAAAUAUACUAGAACUAUAAGUCUGCCAUUGUCCCUUGUGUAGUAAAUCAUGCUGCUGGUAUGACAAACUAAAGUUAAUUUUUAUAAUUAAUUUAAUUUAAUUAAUUUUAAAAUUUAUAAACUGCUGACUGCUCUUUAUAUGAUAGCUGAAGCAUUUGCACAUUAGGAUGCUUAAGAUUAUUAAUAUUAUUAAACAUUGUUAAGUUUUGGUAUAGCAGGGUUACUGCCCUGUUACUGUUAAAGAUUACUGUUAUUUGAGUAGAUCUAGAGGCUAAGGGAGUAUUGAUUAGAACCAAACCCACCCAAAAACCUUUGUUCAAUAAGGCCCCAAUCCAGAGAAUGUUUGUCUCACUUAAGUUCCAUUGAAAUUAACUAUUGUUGGGAUUUAAGUGUAUUAACUUCUUUUGAAUUAAGAUUUUGAGGGGAGGUAGUGGGUGAGUUGUUCUACCAUAGACUGUUUUGUUAUCAACAGAUCAAUAUUAUUAGCACAUUUGUACAUUUCUCUGCAAGGUUUUCUGUUUCCUGUUUUAAUUGGAUGGAAUAAUUUCAUGGAGUGGAAUAGGGUAAUUCCUGUUGUCUGUUAUAUCUGAUAAUUUCAUUUAUAUUUAGCAAACAGUGAUCUGAAAUUAGACAGAUUGCAGUGUGUAAGCAUAUACUCAAAUGCCAUGUACUGAAUCAAACAAUUGGUCCAUCUGUCAUAGUAUUAUCUACUCUGACUGGCAGAUCUCCAGAGACUCAGGCAGAGGUCCCCCUUAGCCCUGCUUCCUGAGAUCCUUUUAGCUGAAGAUGUUAGUAUUGAACCUGAGACCUUCUGAUGCAAAGCAUAUGCUCUGUCACUGAGCUCUGACCACUUCACAAUUUCUUAUAUGACAAUUUCUUGUCAUGGGGACGUAAGAUUAGAUUGCAGUAAGCUGUAUCUAAUUCUCCCAUAGGUAAUUUCCAGUUGGUGUCUGAGGCACUGGCAACAGGCACUAAAACUGAGAAUAAGACUAAAAAUAAGACAUGGAAACUUUUAAACUCAGUUUUCACUGGUUCUUCUCCUGUCAGAGUGUUGCGCUAUGUUGGCAAACCUGAACACCUCUUAGCUCAUGAAGAGACAGUUUCAUGAAGACAGACAGCUGCCAUUGGACGACAUUUUGUGUGUGGAUAUCUUAGGAGUGGGCAGAACUCAAAGGUAUUUAGUUCAAUACUCUCCGAGCUUUUCAAACACUGAAUCUAAGCAGUAAUAGCCAGUGCUCCCUCUGAGCAAUAAAAACAAAGAAAUAAGCCCUUUGUAUUCACAAAAAAGCAUCUUUAGGAAAGGCUUUGUGAUUCUUGGCAUAGCUGAGCACCCACAGUGCUGCUUUUCCCUCUCCUAUAAGCCCAGCCAUUUUAUUUGUUUUAUUUAUUUGUUUUUAUUUAUUUUGCUGUAGACCCUGAGAGAACACUGUAGUAAGAGGACUAGUAAUUUAUUCAGGUUCAUGUAUGGUUCUUUGAGAAUAAUUGGUAAUUUGUAUUGUGUUUCAAGGCAAAUCCUUGCCUCAUGAUAGUAUUUUUCACCUGUUCUUUCUACCCAUAGUGACUUUUGCAAAAUCAAGACUUGUGAGCACAGGCCAGCCUGUGGUGGGAGUGUACCCUGAACAAAAAUGCACAUGUAUAUCAGCCCAAAGUUGACUGAAGGUUGUCGUCAUAGUGGAGGGUGGGAGGAAUCUAAUUUGGUCUUGCAAAUCCACCACCAUUUUAUCAUAGACUGUACCCAACUAUCUCUGUGUGGGUAACAGGACUUGAAAACAAAAAGAUUUCAGAGAAAUUCACCUUAUACAAAAACCUCAAGUUUUAACAUUCCCAUCCUGCUCUGCCUUGAUCACCAAAUGGAUUCAAAGUAGAAAAGGUUUGCAUCGCUUUUGAAAGAUGCUUGAGUCAUGUGUGAAAUGGCUGUUCAGUUUGUAGAGUUAAAAGUAUAGCAGACAUCCACAGCACAUUAUAUAUCACACACAAUUUUCUACACAGAGGUUAUCCCUUCUAAAAAUAAUAUGACAGACAAAGCAACUUUUCCUGAAGGAAAGGGAAAAAGCAACUUUUCCUGCAGCUCUGGACACGCCCUAGCAAAUGCCCUUCCUUAUGUUCUGCAGACCAUAUAUGUGGUUGGUAUAAUCCAGGGGUUCCCAACAGGAGGUACUAGUACCCCUAGGCAUACUUGAAGGACUCGCAGGGGAUACUCCAAAACAGCCACAUUGUUUGUUUCCCAUCUGAGGAUCACUGGCUUGCAGCAGUCUGUUGGAACAAGUUUAUUUGUCCUAUUAAUUUCGGUAGGAGUACUCAUGAGUAACUUAGUCUGGAUGUAGGCUGUAACUGGAGUAGUCUGUCUCAUAACGGUAAUUUAAAUUUGUGUGUGCAUACACACACACACACACACACACACACAUAUUGCAUUAGUAGUUACGUGCACACACUAAAAAUCUCUCUGAGGUACCUGAAGAUUUGUGACAAAAGGGGUUCACUUGUUAAAGGUUAGGAACCCCUUGUAUAAUCAAGAGAGCACCACUGGCUCUGCAGAGACUAAAUCCAAUGAAUGUAGCUUUCCAGGGAACAUAUAUUUUAGGGGUGCAAGGGCAGUCCCUUCUGAAGGUAAUGCAGGCCAUCAGGAAGUAGGGGAAUUCUCUGCUUCUAAUCUUACAGUUCUCUGAGGAUGGCAAUCAGUUCAUUUGAAAGACUGGCAAAUCACACACAUCUUGGCUCAAUGUUAUCCCACUGUGUGUGAUGACAAAUUUAACUAUUUCAGGUUUACAAUGUAACAAAAUAUUUUAGAAUUAUAUUGUCUUUAUUAUCAAAUUACCUGAACUUUGCGUGGACCUGUUUCAAAACUGUGCAAGUGUGUAGAGAUUAUAUUAUUGCAAAUAAACCAAACAGUGACACAGUUAAUAGAAACCACACACCCUCCUUUUCCCAUUAUGUUGUUAUUCCAGCAGUAAGAAAUUGUGGCAUUUGAUUGAUAUUGGCCCAGUUCAUACAUUUACUAGGCUGUAGAGUCUCUUUGCAUGGUGGAGUCUGUGUGUACUUCUCAUCCACCAUAAAUACAUAUUGGAUAAGGUGGAUAUUUCAGAGGCCUAUUCAUACACACAAGUCCAUUCCAUAUGAGUUCCUUCCUCACCCUCUGCUUUUUGAAGAGAAAACUGGACCUUCAUAUAAAGCAUAUGUCUCGUGUCUUAUUAUGUGUGAGGGUGUACAGAAGCUGUAUUUUUCAAAUAAUAAUUUUUAAAAAGAUCUUAGGAAGGCCUAUUUCACAUGUUAAUCUGCAGAAGUGAAAACCCAUUCAGUUAAGACUAAAGGAUGCAAUAGGCAGGCCUUUUCAGAUGUCCAGAGAGGCCUGGGCCACUCCCAGCUUUUGAGGCCCUUAAUGAUACAAGAAUAAAUAAAUGAUAGCACAUGAAAACAAAAUAAGGCACCGCAAUAUUAACAAGUGUCUGAAUGUGAGGCCCCCUUUGAGCUUGAGGGCCAAGCCAAAUGGCCCUCUUCCUCCCAUCCGAUUGCCAAUAGGCAAGUAAUGGUGGAGAGAUGUGGGUAAUGUGAAAAGACUAAAUAUAUCUAAACACUAAAUAUAUUUGCGUGGUAUCCAGAGCUUCUGUGCUCAGUGCGCCACUGGAGCAAGCUCCUUCUGGGAAAGAAAGCAUCUUUUACUGACUGUGAACUGCUGCACCAAAUGGCUGGAUACUACCUGCCAUAGAACAACUGUGCACACUUUCCGUUUUGCUGGAGUGCUCCUUGUAUCUGUCCUCUUCCCAAGUUUUUUCCCUUCGAAGUACAAGACAGAGGGCUGAAAAGUAGAUUAUUUUAGUGUGCUUUAUACAUGCUGAACUAGUACACGUUUGUGUGAGAUGUCCUCCACAAGGAGCAUCUAAUAAGAAGUUCAUUAAUUUGGGGAUAAUCCAUCUUUCUCUGUAUUUAGACAUAGGUUGCCCUGAUUGGGCAGGUCCCAAACAAAAGGAAAAAAGAUGUAAGUUAAUCAACUUUGGGCAAUGUUAAUGUAGGAAUGAAAAAACGUUUGAGUCUUAACCGGAGUGGAUUGGAAUGACUGCAAUGAUUUAUAUCUAUUUUACACUUUGUCAUGGCUUCCCCUAUGCAAAGAAUCCUGAGAAAUACAGUUUUGUGAGGUGCUGUGAAUUCAGAUAUCAAACUCUGCAGUUGCCCCACUCAGAAGUUGGGCAAACAGAAGUACAAUUCUCAGGAUUCCCUAGCAAGAGGGAAUGACAAUUAUACCAGUAUAAGAUUGUAGUAUAGAUGUCAGCAGUGUAUAUACAAAACAAAGAUGGUUCAAAAGAUCUCAGACACCCAGUACAUCAAGCUCAUUCAAUAAAAUGUUUGCAUGCAUAAUCAGUUUUGCUCUGUGCAAAGCAAUUAUUUAGCGAUUAAGAUUAAACUAUUGCAUUAAAAGAACUCUUAAAAGAGGAGAUAAUGGGCUUAACAGAAAACAACUGUUAAGCCCAUUAUCUCCUCUUUUAGGAGUUCUCUUUGAUAAUGAAAGCCCAGACAAAUUUCUCAAAUUAACCAUUCCUCCUUGUCAGCCCACUGUUUUCUUUUAUUCUAUUUUUGUGAUCAAAAAGAGAAGUGAUUUGACUCAAUCUGGCAUGAACUAAAAAUCAUUGACUAAUUCCAGCAAUCAAUAAUAUGUUCAACUAGUAGUAAGAAAAUUAAAGUUGGUGCCAUCUUACUUUAAAUAUCAGGUUCAUUCUGCCUCUCUCUGGACUUCAGUUAGCUACUAGGGAUGUCCACGGAACCGGGUCAGGGUGGCUCAUACCUAAAUAAGACUUACACCUUAGCCACCACUGAAAAUAUUUCUCUAACCUCCUUUGAAAAAUGCCCUGUGAAGGAGACUUGGCAGUUUCUCUUAGUAGCUUAUUCCUCUGCCUAUUGAUGCUUUGUAAUUAUUCAUACUACUUAUAUUUAUAUUUUCCCCAUUCAUUUUCAGUGAUCAUGUCCUAACUUGUGUGCCCCAUCCCCACAAAUCUGACUGAUCAUUUAAUUACUGGUAAUUACUGAAGGGUCCAUCUCGGUCUAAAAGGGCAUCACAUUUUACUUAAAGCACGCAUGCAUACACAGAGACUGUAUUCAGUGUCAAGGCAAGACUGCAUUUACAUUGCUGUAUCUGAAUUUACAGAGAUGAGACCAAGAAAUAAAGUGGUAUCUGCAUCUUGCUGUUCCAUAAGCCUCUGUUGCUUGCAGUGACAUCUAGUGGGAGAGAACAGGACAAAUGAGCUCCUCAGUCAUUCCCCAACAGGUGUUUUGUGUUUUAGCAUAACAAAGGCAUUACCUGCUCAGCUCAUCAUGUUUUCUCUUUUCAGAAAAGAGAAUCAGGUUUAUAGUAUGUGAUAAUGGGCUUCAAGCAGACAAUAUAUUAUUAAUCAGCUAUUUUGACAGGCUUCUACCUGACUAUUCUGUAUUAACUCUAAACUGUUUUGUUAAAUCAGCAUAUUAGUGGUUGUGCUGAUGAUCUUGAAGAACUUUCUGUUAGGUGUUGCUGUGCCAAAUGAAGUGAGUGUCAUCCUUUCAACCUUGGAGAACUUAGCAUUCAACAAGGGAGCAGUUUGGUUUUAAUAUUCCUUUGAAAAGUUGCAUUUUUUCAGUAAAACACCGAAAGCUCCUGAAUACCACCAUCAAAUAUGGUCCAUUGCAGUCUUACAUAAGGCUCUAAAAACAGUGCAUUUUAUCCUACUCUUCUUCGUUAACUACUUAUAAACAAGAAGCAGACUCCAUGAUUUGCAUAAUGUGGGCUAUCUUGUGCCAAAGUGGCAUGAUUUAGCUCAUGCUACUACUACUCCCAGGAAUAUAUGGAGAGUGGUUUGCUCUCUCAUUUAUUGCAGUUGAUUGAUGCAGCCUCAACUGAAUAUCCCUGUCUUACUGAAGCAGCACAGCUGCACAAACUGAUGCUUCCAUUUGCACAAGAAAAUUUUUAAAAGUUGUCCAGGUAGAAAGCGGGUCUACCUGUGUGCGGUAUCUCACUUUGUGCCAGGCAGGAAAGAGAGAGGAGUGGGAAGGACAGGGGAGUACACAGGCAAUGAUGAGCUGGGACCACCCAGAACCACACCCCCUUAGGGGAUGGAGCUGCUCUGGGAAGAGCAGAAGGUUCCAAGUUCCCUCCCUGGCAUCUCCAUGAUAUGGCUGAGAGAGAUUCCUGCCUGCAACCCUGGAGAAGCCGCUGCCAGUCUGUGUAGACAAUACUGAGCUAGAUGGACCUAUGGUCUGACUCAAUAUAUGGCAGCUUCCUGUGUUCCUAAUGCCAGAGUCAUCGCCUUCACUCAGGAUUUCGGAAGGUUUCUGCAUCAUGCUUGCAUGCUUUAGGGAUAUUUGCCCCUCUUCAAAACAGUCCUAUUUGAACUACAGAUUUUUGGUGGCACCCAAUGUCUAAAGCUUAUCCUGGCAUAAAGAUGCAGUGAUGGAGGAACACUGCUCCUCUUAAGCUUCCUCCUGCUGUGCAGCUAUUUAAAGCAUAAAUUCCCUGAUAUUGCAGCUGAGAGGACAUAGGAGUAACAUCAGUUACAACACUUAAAGUGACCUGCAAUAAAAUGGCAGGACACAAGCCCAGAUGUUCCUGUGUUCUGAAAUGUUAGCAGAAUGUACACUGCUGUGUUGCUAUGAGCACACCAGUGCAUUUGGUACAGAAGGGAACUUGGCUCAUUUUCUGAUCAGUUCAGUGACCUGGGGUGUUCCUCACUCACCAGACUGGAAACGAGACAUUUUUAAACAGGAGAGAAUGUCAUCCCAUCAGUUCUGAACAAGUUAUGUUCAAUGCCUCCGUUUCUUAAAUAUACUAUGGGAAUAAUACCUACCUCACAGGAAUUGUGUGAGGUUUCAUUCAUCAAUAUGUAUAAAGAAUGGCAAGCUUCUUGCAUGGGUGGUGCUAUGUAAGUGCAUACAUGUUUGCUUGUUCUGAAGAUCACCGCUUGUUUGCUUGUAUGUCUCCAUUUGCCCACAGUUUUUCUCAUUGCUGUCAGGCACUCUGUGAUGCUGAACCAUGUUGGCUAGAGUACUGUGAUCUGUUUUUGUAUACAGUAUUGAUGCUGAUGUCUGCUUUUUCCUUUAUUCUUUCACUGUUGGUUCACUUAUGCUUGCUUGGCCCUGCUUGUAGCUCUUCUACUGUAGUUUCUUUUGGUGCAUCUAGUCAGUAGAAUAGAGAAAGAGAAAUAAUUUGACAGGAUGAUUUGCUGACUUGCUGCUUUGGUGUAGUCUCAGUGACUCCAGAAGGUCUAUGCCACUAGCAUAAGGGGUCAGCAAUUUAUCCCUUUAGAAAUGCCAGUCAAUCAUUGAAUGUUAGUUAUGGCUGACUAUUUACAUUGUGGUUCUUUAAGCAAUUGGAUUGCUAAAAAUCCUAUGUUCUUAUCGCUAUGGGGACAACCUGCUGAUUAUCCCAGCAAGAGUGUGUAAGAACCCCCCAAAUACCCAGCUAUCACAUUUGUUAAGCUAAUGAGGUUGCUCUGCAUUAGCAAGAAGCACAUGUAAAAUAGCUGUAUCCAGCUCAGUAGAUUGGUGAAGAGAGUUGCUAUUUUUCCAGCUACAAAUCAGAUUUGGAAUGGCUUUGGCUAUUCCUUCUCCAAGGUCAAAGAAAUUGCCUUCUGUUCUGGGAGCAGGAGAGAAAAGAGGUGCUUGCUAUGUGCUAGUUAGACUAUCUCUGAAGUGGUGGUGGUGGUGGUGGUUAGAGCAUUCUGGUGUUUAUUUCAGUAAGAAUAACUCUCAUGCCUGAGAUUAGCUAGAUACCAUCCAUGGGCUUGCCUCUCUCUACAUUUUCUAACUGGGCUACUGUACCUUUAACAGCUGCAAGUCAAGCUAAAACUCAACUUGUACAGCCUUGUCCCCUUGCAUAACCAUUCAAUGAUGAGAGAGCCAGCUGUCCUUGUUGAGUUCCUUACUGUCACAAAGUGAUUACGAUCAUGCGAGCCUUGUGGGCGGGGAGAGAAUGUAGGAAGACCACACUUGGAGAACUGCCACCACCCAAAUAAGACAAUUGCCAUGUUUUACUGUCUUCUCCACAUCUGUAUAUUGCUCACUGUGGUGAUAAAAGACUAUCACUACACUAAGCUUUACUUGCUGGGAAAAACCGCCUUUCCAAAAUGCAGUUAUUUGGUCACAUUUUGCCGUGAGAGAAAUCGAUGUCAGAUAGCUGCCACAUAAAGGCUAUGCAAUGCAUACAAUCUUUAGGUUUGCGGCUAUCCAUGGGGAAAGCAGGCAUACAUGCUCUGUCACAAGCACAAAGUGUGAUUGAGGGUGUCAGCAUCCCAAAUCCUCAUUUGAGCACAUUUAACUAAUAUGAGCUGUCUUGAUUCCAGACUGUUAGCCCAGAUAGAAAAUGAAGUGAAUAGCUAUGUACCUAAGGGUCAUGUGACUUUGUGUCUGCUCAGGCUCCCCAAAGACAAGACAAGACUAACUAUGCGCAAAAUGCAGCAAGAGAGUAAUUUUGAGCAGAGGGUUUUCGGACAUGUUGAAGUGUGAUUAAAAUAUCAAAGGUUGCAAAUGUGAAAUCCAGUGGCGGGACCGAUGUCUUUGCAUUCUCCAUUGCCAUCGCGUGAAUUAUUCCAGUGUGAACAAAGAGCUGAAACUACAAACAAACAACCAGAAGCCCAGCAAGGCGAAAUGGACUCUCUUUUGCCUUGUUUCUAAUCUGGACAUGUGCAGGCAGUGUGCCACCUUGACAAUCGAAAUAUUCAGACUCAUGUGAUAAGCUGUAGCUUGGCAGCCACAAAAAUUCUUAGUCUACAUAUUUUUUGAUGUACGUAUACGACUAUAUUGUAGCUCUGUGGUAUAUGCUGAUAUGUUAAUAGUGUAUACCUUUAAGUUAGGGUUUGCUAAUGUAAUACAUUUCAAUAAAAAUCUAUUC
Hemicordylus capensis (graceful crag lizard) is the source of this 13297-nucleotide messenger RNA. It is a transcript of the gene RNF130, whose product is annotated as ring finger protein 130. Bases 1132 to 2403 code for a protein of 423 amino acids. The transcript is spliced from 8 exons. NCBI's taxonomy places the organism in Eukaryota, Metazoa, Chordata, Lepidosauria, Squamata, Cordylidae. The record is from RefSeq and is a predicted model, not a curated record.